This is a messenger RNA of Carcharodon carcharias (great white shark), 4259 nucleotides long. It is a transcript of the gene brd8a, whose product is annotated as bromodomain containing 8a. Bases 32 to 3865 code for a protein of 1277 amino acids. Gene Ontology annotation, molecular function: protein binding. The record is from RefSeq and is a predicted model, not a curated record. Gene Ontology annotation, cellular component: NuA4 histone acetyltransferase complex. The transcript is spliced from 31 exons. Lineage: Eukaryota; Metazoa; Chordata; Chondrichthyes; Lamniformes; Lamnidae.
UCAAAGGCCAUGGCGCGCAGUGGUUGCUGGGAUGAUGGCGGCCGGGACUGGCAAGCACAAAUUGCUGAGUACUGGCCCUACUGAACCAUGGUCGAUCCGCGAGAAGCUAUGCUUGGCAUCUUCAGUGAUGCGGAGUGGAGACCAAAAUUGGGUAUCGGUUAGCAGGGCAAUCAAACCUUUUGCAGAACCUGGACGCCCACCAGAUUGGUUUUCACAAAAGCAUUGUGCAUCACAAUAUUCAGAACUGCUGGAGACAACAGAAACUCCCAAACGGAAGCGUGGUGAGAAAGGAGAAGUUGUGGAAACUGUGGAGGAUGUAAUUGUUCGUAAGCUCACUGCUGAGCGAAUUGAUGAGUUGAAGAAACUUAUUAAAGAGACUCAGGAGAAAUACAGAAAGGUGAAGAGAGAAGCAGAGCUGAUCCAAGCUGGCCAUGUAGAUAGUAAACUUCAGGAAACUUGGAAUGAUAUUGCUGCGAAGAAGAAACAUGAGGAAGAGGAGGCUGAAAUGAAGAGACGUGCAACAGAAAGUGCUUUUCAGGCCCGUCAAGCAGCAAAAAAUGCUCCUAAAAGACUGAUGAGCCUGCCCAUCCGGUCCCCACUGGAAUCAAGCUCUCCUGGAAUAGACUACUCCACUGCAGAUACACCACAGGCGAGUGAGGAGAACCACAAUAGUCUGGUGUCGAUGAACAUUGGAAGUACUCCGACUAUUCCAGUGAUCUCAACCCCUGAGACUCCUGGACCUGCUGUUACCUCCACUAACCUUGAAACUCCUCUGACUCCAGUUCUGGAGGAUUCUCCCCAGAAAAAGUUAUUGGGGCAGAAGGCCACGCCUCCACCCUCUCCACUGCUAUCUGAGCUCCUGAAAAAAGGGAGUCUCCUGCCUACCAGUCCUAGGCUUGUCAGUGAAGCUGAGCUCCAGGUGAAUUCUAGCCACAUUGCUAGUCCAAAUGUACAUGUUGAAAUGGGGACAGGUGUGUCAACUCUGCAUGUUCCAGAGCUACAGUCCAGUGUACCAGUGUCUCCAGCACCUGCAGGAGCCCCUACUCUGUCCAGGCUUUUGGAGGCCGGCCUCUCGCACUUCACGCCACCUUUCGUUCCCUUCUCUACUAUCAGCAGUGAGGCACCACCUCCAGUUAAACCUUUGCAAAAUUUAGCUGACCAGGUGUGUUCAGCCGGCACCACAACAAUGACGCAGGAGAGCAGCGGGACAGUUGAAGAAGCGACCAUUUGUGUUCAGGUUGAGAGCUGUGAGGAGCAGCCAUCACUGUCUGUAUCUGGAGAUCUGGCUGGUUUCUCUGUUCUAAUUGACUCUGGAGAAAGCAAGUGUCUGCCAGUUGGUGCUCUGCAGAUUGCAAGACCGAGAGAGAACAUUGCAGAUCAGCACCGGACAAAGCAGCUUGAAAAUGCCAAAGAUACUGGAGUAUCUGAUUAUGCAGAUGUACUGCACUUGGGGAAUCCUGCAGACAUCCUAGCAAUGAUUGAAGAGAAGGUGGAAGAAACAACAGAACUGAUGGAUCUUCCUGCCGAUGAUGUUGGAGAGCAGCUAGCUGCGACUGAAGGAAAUGCUGCCUCCCUGUUUCAGGCAGAGCAGAUGAUUAAGGAGGAAGCUGAAGAAAUCCAGCAACAGACUCAUAAAUCAGAACGCCGAUCCAGUGAUGAAAUUCAAAUGUUGGCUGGAUUGGGAACUGAAGAAAAACUGAUUAUCAAAGCAAUUAAGCAAGAGUUGCCAGAGAAAGUAAAGGAAGAGCAAGAACAGGAAAAUGAAUCAAAUUCAGGGCAUGUACAACAGGUGGGGACUGCUGGAAACACAACACAUUCCCCAGACAGUGGACUGAAAACUGAGGUGGAGGGCAUUAAUUUCAUUAAUGAGCUUAAUGAAAUUGAAGUGUGGUUGAGUCAGAAGACACUUGGGGUGGAACAUUCUUUACCGCGGAGCACCAUGCGAAGUAAAAGUACAUCUGAGGAACCAACACAUUCCUUGGUCUGGAGCACUGCACGUAGCAAAAGUACUUCUGAGGAAAUUGGACAGCUGUCUCCCAGGAGUACAACGCAGAACAAAAGUAGCUCUCAGGAAGUGGGGCAAACCGAAAUUAUAGAAUCCACAAAGGAAGAAACUGGGGUAAUUGCCAAGGGCCAGAUCAAGCUGCAAGAGAUGCUUGUUCCAAAAGAGGAGGAUGGAGCUAGUGAAGCUGCCAGCAUGGAUGAAGCCAGAGAAGAAGAACCAAAUGAGGUCUACAUGUCAGAAACUGACAAUGAGCCACCCAUCAGUGAAAGUGAUGAUGGAUUCAGUGUCCAUAAUGCACAUUUGCAGUCAUCAGUCCUUGCUGAUUCAAUACCCAGCAGUCCUGCUUCCUCUCAAUUUUCAGUUUGUAGUGAAGAUCAGGAAGCCAUUCAAGCUCAGAAAAUCUGGAAAAAGGCUAUUAUGCUGGUAUGGAGAGCAGCUGCCAAUCACAGAUAUGCUAAUGUAUUCCUUCAACCAGUGACAGAUGAUAUUGCCCCAGGAUAUCAUAGUAUUGUACACAGACCAAUGGAUUUAUCUACAAUAAAGAAAAAUAUUGAGACUGGCUUAAUUCGCACAACAGCAGAGUUUCAGCGAGACAUAAUGCUUAUGUUCCAGAAUGCAGUGAUGUAUAAUAGCUCCGACCAUGACGUGUAUCACAUGGCAUUAGAAAUGCAGCGAGAUGUCUUGGAACAAAUUCAGCAAUUCCUAGCCACACAGCUAAUAAUGCAAACAUCGGAGUCUGGAAUCAGUGCUAAGAGCCUGCGUGGGCGUGAGUCAACUCGAAAACAGGAUGCUGCAGAAAAGGACAGUGUCCCCAUGGGCUCUCCUGCCUUUCUUCUCUCUCUUUUUGCUGUGGAAGUGGAGGCUGAGAUUACCGGUGAUGAGGAACAAGAAAGUGAAAUACGCCAACAAGACAUUCAGCAACAGACCCUGCAAAUGGAACCUAAAUGCAAGGAAGAGAGAGAAGAAUUGGAUGGAUCAGCGGCUGAGGAUGAGAUGAGUAAUGACGUUAAAAAUGUCCUCCCAGAAAAAGGUGAGGCAGAGGCAGUACAACUGGAACUGGCAAAUUCGGGACAGGAGGAGGAGGCCGAAUGCACAAAACAUUGCGCAAAAGCAGAACAUUCCAGUGAGCAGGUGGAAGCAAAAAAAAAGGAUUCAGAGCAAAAGUAUUUGGCUGAGUGCUUGGAUAGUGGUGGGAGUUAUCUUACACUUUAUACAAGGACUGAGCCACUUGUAGAAGUGCAGCAUGGCAUUAUGGAGAAUGAACAAUUAGAACUGUCUAGAGUAGAAUACAACACUAUGAGAGAAAGUCUACUGGAGGAGGUUACUACUAGUGAAGAAGAGUUUUGUGAUGUUGACCUUUCAGAAUUUGGCAUAGAGCUGUCUGUCUCUGAGAGUGACGUUAGCUUCAGCUCCCAGCAGUUCCUAGUUUUGGAUGAGUCAGCAGCUAGCAGUCACACAUCCUCCCAGCUAUCUACAAGUACUGACCAGGAUCAGAUUUCAGCUCAGAGGAAUUGGAAAAGGACAGUGCUGCUCAUGUGGAAGGAGAUAGCCAGCCACAGAUUUGCUAGUCUGUUUUUGAACCCAGUAACUGAAGAACGUGUUCCUGGAUAUCACAGCCGAGUGCGCAGACCAAUGGAUUUGUCCAAUAUAAAGAGAAACAUCAGAAAAGGGCUGAUUCACACAACAGCAGAAUUCCAACGGGAUAUUAUGCUGAUGUUCCAGAAUGCAGUGAUGUACAACAGCUCUGAUCAUGAUGUUUAUCACAAAACUGUGGAAAUGCAGCGAGAUGUCUUGGAACAGAUCCAGGAUAUAUUGGAAGCAGUGGAGUUGGGUGACUUUAACAAAACCCUCAGUGGGUAAAAGCUUGCAUCUAACAGAAAAUCAAGUAUUUCUGCUGUUGGAGAUGAUUGAAAAUGAAUGUUUUCGUCUGGUUUCUCAUUGCAGCCUUACUGCAGUGUUUUUCAAUUCAGUUCUAAAAGUUGUAGCUGUUACAUUAAAUGGUAAAUAACAUGGGAGAAGGGACAGCAAUCACUGUAUACAAGUUAUUACAAGUUGGAGAAGAGCCACAGGAAUGCAGACAGUUGUUAGUCUACGGGGCACAUUCCUCACACCAAAAAGGAAAAUAUGUUUUUUUGCUUUUUUUCAAAAGAAGUUUUUGUAGUUCCUGUGUUUAGUUCAAUUUCCUAAAGUUUAUUGACUGAUAUCUCACAGUUGAACUUUAUUCACAAUUUGUCAAUAAAGUCUAAUAACAUGA